Drosophila ananassae is the source of this 3242-nucleotide messenger RNA. Its product is annotated as nucleolar protein dao-5. Lineage: Eukaryota; Metazoa; Arthropoda; Insecta; Diptera; Drosophilidae. The record is from RefSeq and is a predicted model, not a curated record. Bases 545 to 1948 code for a protein of 467 amino acids. The transcript is spliced from 3 exons.
GCAGCACUACUUCGAGGCGAAACGAUAGUAUCGUAAGAUUUAUGAUUGCCAACACUAGGCAGCUGAUGAAUGAACGUGCGGUAGUAAAGGUGUAAAAAAUAGCAAGAUAAUUCGCGAAAAGUCGUUCGCUACCUCCUUCCUACUGAAAAUCCAGCCGCAGGUGAUCAAAUUUAAGCGAAAGAGGAGGAAAACCACAACAACAACGAGUAGGGAAUCAAGAAGAGAAGCUCAAUACGUCUUUCGUCCUGGCCACCGGCACACAAUGGACUGUUUGUGCUAGUGUGCGUGUGUGCUGGUGUAGUAGUAGUAGUAGUAAUACGAACGAGUGCGAGGCAAGAAGAAAAAACAAAAAGAAAUCGUAGUUUUCGUAUUAGAUUUGGUUUUUUCCCAAUAACUCUCGUAUAAGCUGGAAUAUGGAAGUGUAAAUGUGCCAGGUGACUGCUAAUCCCAUGCGAUUGCUGCUGGUUCCGGCGCAGGAGGCAGUGCAUCUAACUGGAGGGGAUUGCUCACGAUUCCACUCCCGAUUCCCGAUCCGGAUCCCAUAAUGCUGCUGGCCGCAGCCGGUCUGCCGGCCUACGAUGCUGGCAAGCUCAAUUCGAACGCCGGAUCCGGAGGCUCUGGUGGCGGCGGCGGCGGAGUUACUCCAACCACCUCAGCGGCAAGUCGUCCCAGUGCUGCCAGUGCGUUGAUGAAAACACUAUCGGUGCGCUUACACCGAGGCACCGAAUUCAUCAAAGAUACUGUGCAGAAGGCCCUCGUGAUAUCCGCACCCAAUUCGGUGGCUCCAGCUCCAGCUGCUGCUCCGGUGACCCUGGCUUCCGUCAAACUGUUGGACCAGAGCCUGAAAAGGAAGCUAAGCGGUGCCGGUGGACUGAUGGGGUGUGGUGCCUCAAGCAGCUCUAACAUUGCCGCAACCAACCGCCACUACGUGCUGGCCCGGGAGUCACAUACUCAAUUGCAGUCGCAGGGCCAAGGGAAUCAGCAGCAGACUUUGGCCAGCCAGGUGCCCACCUUGGCCUUUCUGCGCACUUAUACUGUGGCGCCGACAGCUCUGCACCGAUCUGCUGCCGCUAGGAAGCGCAACCCCAGCACAGACAGCCUGCUCAUGGAUCUGUGCGACUUUAAGCCCAUCCGGCCCAUGCCCAUCACACCAAUUAAAAUAAACAAAUUCCGUGGCUUUGAACUGAAGAAACCAAAAUUUGUAGCCGCAACUAAUCCGGACAGUGACGAUGACGAGGACGACGAUGAUGAGGUGUCGUCCCACAAACCAAAGCACAGCAACUUGACAUUGCCAACUAACGAUGCAUCGGCUUUUGUGCCAAUGCCUCACAAAGAAACCACCAACACCAACACCGCCAUCACAAACACCACCGCCUCAACUAGUAGAAGGAGCAGGAGCCACACCUCAAGCUCCAGCCAGGCCAAUACCAAUCCCUCUAACACAACCAAUGCCAAUGCCAAUCCCAAGCCAAAGCGGCGCCGCCGUGCACCGCUACUCACGGCCAAAAAGCAACGCAAGAGGCCGGCCACAAGCUCUCCAAAUCCGGCCGAAUCUGAAGAGGAUGAGAUUUCUGUAACCAAGCGCCGAACAACAGCUGCAAGUGGAGGAGCCAAGCGUAAUCGUGGCGCUUCCACAGCAGUUUCAUUACCAGUUGCUGCAUCAAACUCACCCGCAAUGCCACGUCCUCCGGCCAAGCGCAAGGCGGCCAGUGGAGGUGGAGCCGCCAAACGCAGUCGUGAAGCUUCCGUGGCAGCUCUCACCACCACAUCAAGCAUCUCUCCAGGCACAUCUCCAGCUGUAAAGAAGGCCGCAUCCAAGCGUAAGACAGCCACCGCAGGCAAAGGGCCAGAGGCGAAACGUAGUCGUGGGGCGACAGCUACACCACCUCGGACAUCGCCGCCGAUGACACGUCAACGGGCCCGUCAGAAGAUCUCCGCCAGCAACUAAGCUCCAUGGACCUUAGAUGCUCGCUCAUUGGAACGUAAGCCGAUAUGGCAGAAAUAAAAAAUCAACAAUAGUAGGAAAAACAAAGCAGAAAGAAAAAAAAGAGUCGCUAAGUCUUAAGUCUUUGGUUCUAGUUACUGUUUAUGAGUAAACGCGUUGCGAUCUUUGCGAUAUUGUGCAUUCGUGUUACCCUGUUUCGUUUGAAGUAAGUGGAAGUGCAUGAUACGGGGCAAUUAGGAAUGUAAAGUAACCACUGUAGUUAAAAUCGUUUCGAUUAAUUUGUGCAAUCUGAAAUUUUUUAGAAACGCCGAUGGGUUCCGGUCUCGCACUUUCACUUGCUUAAAGUAAAAUGUGUUGCAGCAGCAGCCUCACUUUUUGACUUGGUCUCCAAGACUGAUAUAACAAAGCAUCCGCUACGAAUAUAAUAAUAUGAUACAAAAUGAUAUAUGCAAAAAAUGGAAAUCGAGGUCCUUGCGGUUGGCCCUCAAAACACUCACAAGUCAUCGAGAAGAAAGUAUUAAAUGUAUAAAGAAAACAGUAAAUUGUAAGCCAUUCCUCUAUAUGAUAUUUUAAGUGGAACAAUAUUUGUUUAAAUCUUAAAUCUGUAUGUUUUAUGUUAACCACAUUAUGUGUUUCUUUAAGAUGAAUGUACAAACAAAGUGCGCGUAGUUUUCAAUUUCAAAUUCAAUUCAAUAACAUUUGUGUUUGCCUCUGAGGCAGAAUGGAAGAAAGUAAGGAUGAAAACGCCACAACUACAAAUAAUUUUCCUACUUUAAUUAGGUUUGUUAGAAUUUAUAGCUUAGGUGACAAACUAAACCAUUUAUUUGAGUUAAUAAUACAUAAACUAAUAUAUGUAUGAACACUAUCCUUAUUUUAAGAAUAUGAUCUAAACUGUAAGAACCACAUAAACUAUAAAAUACAAAAGUCUAUGGAAAAUAUACCGGUCAAAUCAACUGUGUGUUGUGAUAUGAACUAAUUUAUAAAAAAAAAAAAAAUAAUAAAAACCAAGCAAAAGAGCGGAAAGGCCGGAAACUAAUUCAGGACUCCUCCUCCUCUCAGCUUGACCCUGACAACACAGAAUAGCUCCUCAAGAACUCAAUUCAGAUUCAGAUCUUCGAUAUCAAUAAGUAGAAGCUAAACAGAAUAAAAGAAAACUCAAUUGCAAGGAAACGAAAAUGUUUAAAAAUUAAGCCUAAGAGAGAAGACAAUUUCAAGCGAUUCCAAAACAAACAAACACAAAAAUUACUUAAAACCAGCGAGUUGUAUGCGUCAAUAAAAAGUAACUUAAAAUAAAAUA